Molecule: messenger RNA, 985 nt
Organism: Lineus longissimus
Lineage: Eukaryota; Metazoa; Nemertea; Pilidiophora; Heteronemertea; Lineidae
Product: AN1-type zinc finger protein 1-like
Exons: 8
Coding region: 82-888 (268 amino acids)
Biological process (GO): cytoplasmic stress granule disassembly
Cellular component (GO): cytoplasm; cytoplasmic stress granule
Molecular function (GO): zinc ion binding
Source: RefSeq, a predicted model, not a curated record
CGACCGGAGACCGCAAUACACUGUGUUGGGUGGUCGUCACAUGUAUAACUUCUCUACGGCAAAACCUCAUAAUUGACAGUCAUGGCUGAACUAAACAUUGGCGAACAUUGUUCCGUUCAUUCCUGUCAACAGUUGGAUUUCUUACCUUUUGAGUGCAAAUGGUGUCAUCAGAUAUAUUGUUUGAGCCAUAGAUCACCAGAUGACCAUCAGUGCAAGGAGUAUGACAAGGUUGACCUGCCUACCUAUGAUGGAGUGAGGUCGUUACCUUGUUCCUUGACAGAUUGCAGGAAUAAUGAACUCGUGCCAGUGGUCUGCGAACACUGCCGAAAAAACUUUUGCUUACAGCACCGACAUCAAGUAGAUCACAACUGCUCUGAGUACAAGGUAGAUUCAGGGGAACCCUCGAAAACUGCCCAACAUAUCAGUAAAAUACUGGAAAUACAAAGUGCAAAAGCCCCAAAGAAACCCAUCGGUCGGAAGUCAAAAGCAACAGCCGCCAAAGUGGCGUUGAUGAAGAUUAAGAUGAAGGCAGUUGGAGAGAAGAGCAUGCCAGAGACAGAGAGGGUCUACCUUCAGAUCAUGCUGCCCCUUCAGUGUACAGACAGGAUGAAACCAAUGUUCUUCUCAAAGAAAUGGACAAUAGGUCGCAUUAUUGAUGGAAUCACAAAACAACUCAAACUCAAGAAUGAGAACAACAUAGCUGGUGCAAAGAAGUUGCGAUUGUUCACUGAUGAUGGCAGGACGGUGAUAGCAGCAGAUAAGACCUUAGAAAAAUGCAUGGAGGACAUGGCGGAGGAUGUUCUAAACGGAUGUGCUGUGAUAUUAGAGUAUGUGAAUGAGGAUAGUCUUGCACUUGACGAUAUUAGUGGAUACACUGGUAAGACAUGAUUGUGAAAGUUGUGCUCACUUGUAAUAAACGACUUUAGACGCUGAUCAAGGAUUGCCUUUGGAUGUCCUCACUACUUAGUAGACUUCUGUAAGCCAA